AUGGGGAGGAAAGAGAGCUGGCUUUCAUCAGUAAAGAAAGCCCUCAGUGCCAAUUCCAGGAAAAAGAAAGCCCAGAAAGGAAGUAAAUCAAAAAAGAAAUGGUUUGGGAAAGAAAAGCCUUCAGUUUCAGACUUUCCGAUUCUGGAGGCUACCCAAGUACAUCAUCCUUCCUUGGAAGAUGUGAAAGUGGCUGAAGUGGAAAAUGAGCAGACAGAACAUGCUUACUCUGUUGAGGUUGCUACUGCUACAGCAGCUGAAGCGGCUGUAGCAGCUGCACAGGCUGCUGCCAAGGUCGUUCGACUUACUACAGCGACUCAAUUCACUGGAAAAUCAGAGGAGGAUGUGGCAGCUAUCAGAAUCCAGACUGCUUUCCGUGGUUACCAGGCAAGGGGAGCAUUGCGGGCUUUGAGAGGUCUUGUCAGACUAAAAUCACUCGUUGAUGGGCCAACGGUCAAACGCCAAACUACAAACACUCUGAAAUGCAUGCAAACUGUAUCCCGAGUGCAGUCUCAGAUUCAGUCCAGAAGGAUCAAGAUGUCAGAGGAAAAUCGGGCACUCCAGAGACAGCUUCUACAGAAACAUGCAAAGGAGAUUGAGAGCUUCAGGAUGGGGGAGGAGUGGGAUGAUAGUCUACAAUCAAAAGAGAAAAUAGAGGCAAAUUUACUGCACAAGUAUGAAGCUACUAUGAGGCGAGAAAGAGCACUAGCUUAUUCGUAUACUCAUCAGCAAACCUGGAAGAAGAUGUCGAGGUCAGCAAACUUACUGUUCAUGGACCCAGCUAAUCCUCACUGGGGUUGGAGCUGGUUAGAGCGAUGGAUGGCCUCCCGGUCAUGCGAGGCACAAAGCACAGCUGACAAGGAACUCAAUAGUGAUUGCUUUUCCAUCAAAAGUGCAAUCCCGAGCAUUGCUGGAGGAGAAAUAACCAAGUCUUUCGUUAGACAUCAGCUAAACUCUGAUAACACGUCUUCACCAGUCAACCAAAAACCAGCUCGUCCUGCCAGCCACCUGUCCCCAACAACUCCCCGGUCAAAGACAGCGUCUUCAGUUGCCAAUAGGGCAUUAAAACAAGCUAGUCCAAAGGGGAUUGGAACAAGUCAAGACAAUGAUACGAGGAGUAUGCUCAGUUUGCAAUCAGAAAGGAACAGGAGGCACAGCAUUGCUGGAUCGUCCAUUAGAGAUGACGAGAGUUUGGCAAGUUCUCCAUCGGUGCCAAGUUACAUGGCACCGACACGGUCGGCCAAGGCCAAGCUGAGGUUGUCGAGUCCACUAGUAGUCGAGAAUGGUCAGGUAGAGAACACACCAGCAGGAUCAGUGAAGAAACGUAUUUCUUUCCCAAUUUCACCAACCCGACCAAGGCGGCAUUCUGGCCCACCAAAGAUCGAAAGCAGCUCCUCCAUUGCUGACAAUGAUCAAGUGAAUGGAGUGAUCAAAUGA
Messenger RNA from Fraxinus pennsylvanica, 1434 nucleotides. The record is from the annotation of a GenBank genome assembly. NCBI's taxonomy places the organism in Eukaryota, Viridiplantae, Streptophyta, Magnoliopsida, Lamiales, Oleaceae.